Molecule: messenger RNA, 285 nt
Organism: Striga hermonthica
Lineage: Eukaryota; Viridiplantae; Streptophyta; Magnoliopsida; Lamiales; Orobanchaceae
Source: the annotation of a GenBank genome assembly
AUGUUGGAAGGGAAGGCUUUGAUAGAGGAUACAGAUAUGCCACUGAAGAUGCAGAUCCAAGCAAUGGCCUGUGCUUAUCAAGCUUUGGAUCUAUAUGAUGUUUUGGACUGCAAAUCCAUUGCUGCCCACAUCAAAAAGGAUUUUGACAAAAAGUAUGGGAAUGGAUGGCAAUGUGUGGUGGGGUCCAACUUUGGGUGUUUUUUCACACACAAAAAAGGGAGUUUCAUAUAUUUUACACUUGAGACCCUCAAUUUUCUCAUCUUCAAAGGUGCUGCCUCUCCUUGA